Molecule: messenger RNA, 411 nt
Organism: Lodderomyces margitis
Lineage: Eukaryota; Fungi; Ascomycota; Pichiomycetes; Serinales; Debaryomycetaceae
Exons: 1
Coding region: 1-411 (136 amino acids)
Source: RefSeq, a predicted model, not a curated record
AUGCUGUCAGAUCCAGAAACCUCCGAUGUCCCACAACUAGAUGACGAGCUAGACUAUCCACUCAGGAUUGUCCUUGUCACCGAUGAACCGAAAUCAAAAGAAUCAGAAAUGGAAGAAAUACUCGUGGAUAAAAUCUCAACUUUUACCUUGAUGAAUGCGUUUUUUGAUGAAUUUGAUGAAACCGUGGCGGUACCGAAUGAAGGUCAUAUCAAAUAUGAAGUGGGAAGUGAUGGAUUAGUGGUGAUUAUUGUUGAUAAUACGAAGUUGAAGGACGAUGUGGUACUGUUUGUUGAGGAUUACGAUAAGAAAUUGAAACAAGAUGAAACGGAGGAAAUUGAAAAGGCCGAGACAGGUAAAGAGGAGGAAGGUGAGGAGACAAGGAAGAAGAAAAAGGCUAAAACCACGGCUUAG